AUGAAGCAGCUCAAGCCUCGUCGAGGCACCGGCGGUGACGAGGAAGCGGCUGCGGGGGUGGUGGUUCCGCUGACGCCGCGCAAGGAGGACUACUGCUGCUGGUCGUGGUCGUGGUCGUCGUGGUGCCUGCUCAAGGCCUUCACCCUGCUCCUGGUCCUCCUCACCGGCGUCCUCAUCGGCUUCGCGGCCAGCGCCAACAUCUCCCGCUACUACUACUACACCACCUUGCUAACGACGACGACGACGCCGACGACGCCAGCAUCGUUGAUCUCUACCAACAGCCCGACGCCGAUGGCGAUGGCGGAGCAGCAGAUGAGCCAGCCGUUCAUGUCGUUCGUGCACCCGGGUUCGCCGGAGGGUCACUCGAUGACGGACGCGGAGCUCUUCUGGCGGGCGUCGAUGGUGGCCCGCGUGGAGGAGUACCCGUACCAGCGUGUGCCCAAGGUGGCGUUCCUGUUCCUGACCCGGGGCCCGCUGCCGUUCGCCCGGCUGUGGGAGCGCUUCUUCCGCGGGCACGAGGGUCUCUACUCGGUGUACGUGCACGCGCUGCCGGAGUACGUGCUCAACGUGUCGGCGACGUCGCCGUUCCACGGGCGGCAGAUCCCCAGCCGGGACGUGUCGUGGGGUUCCAUCACCCUGGUGGACGCCGAGAAGCGCCUGCUGGCCAACGCGCUCCUCGACCACUCCAACCAGCGCUUCGUCCUCGUCUCCGAGAGCUGCGUGCCGGUCUUCAACUUCCCCACGGUGUACGAGUACCUCAUCAACUCGGCGACGAGCUACGUGGAGUCGUACAACAUCGACGUGCCGCAGUGCGCGGGGAGGUACAACCCGCGGAUGGCGCCGGACGUGACGGAGGAGCAGUGGAGGAAGGGGUCAGAGUGGUUCGAGCUCAGCAGGGAGCUGGCGGUGGACAUCGUCGCCGACCGACGCUACUACCAUGUCUUCCGCAAGCACUGCACGCCGUCGUGCUACCCAGACGAGCACUACAUCCCGACCUACCUACACCUGGUGCAUGGACCGCGCAACGCCAACCGGACCAUCACAUGGGUAGACUGGUCCAGGGGAGGACCGCACCCGGCACGAUACGGAAAGGCAUCCGUCACCAGGGAAUUCAUACAGGCCAUACGCAACAACGGCACCCAGUGCCUCUACAACGGACGACCCACAACCGUCUGCUACCUCUUCGCACGAAAGUUCGCGCCCAGCGCGCUCGGCACACUCAUCAACCUCACCACCACCCUACUCGACUUCUAG
Molecule: messenger RNA, 1254 nt
Organism: Hordeum vulgare subsp. vulgare (domesticated barley)
Lineage: Eukaryota; Viridiplantae; Streptophyta; Magnoliopsida; Poales; Poaceae
Product: glycosyltransferase BC10-like
Exons: 1
Coding region: 1-1254 (417 amino acids)
Cellular component (GO): membrane
Molecular function (GO): glycosyltransferase activity
Source: RefSeq, a predicted model, not a curated record